AUGAUCUCCCACGCCCUCCAAUCCCCUCCCCAUCCAUCCCGCUCUACCCCCGCUGGCCGCCCUAUCGCCGCAUCCCCCCACCCAGCCCCGCCCCUCCCGGGGCCAUCAAGGCCCCUGCGAUCGAAUCCUCGACCCAUUCAUCGACGUGCGUGCCUCCGAGGGCGGGCCAGGGGCAGCACGAUCCGAUCCCGGGCGGUCGCCGCGCCUCCGCGGCCGAUUGGGUCGCCCCGCACGCUCGACGACGUCGAGCUGCAUCCGCUGGACGCCUCCAGCGAGGCGUCCUUCGAUCUGGUGAUCGCGGGCGCGGGGCCGUCGGGCCUGGCGGUGGCGGAUCGCGUCUCGCGGGCAGGCUUCCGGGUGUGCAUCGUGGACCCGGAGCCGCGCAGCUGGUGGCCCAACAACUACGGCGUGUGGGUGGACGAGUUCGAGGCGAUGGGGCUGGCGGACUGCCUGGAGGUGGUGUGGCCCAAGGCAAAGGUGUUCCUGCACGACGGGGAGGACGGGGAGAGGUUUCUGAAUCGGCCAUAUGCACGUGUGGACCGCCCGAAGUUGAAGAGAAAGUUUUUGGAACGGUGCCUGAAACAAGGCGUCCGAUUUCAUGUCACAAAAGUUGAGGACAUCAUGCAUGACGACUACCGAUCGGAGGUGAAGUGCAGCGAUGGCUCUGUACUGGAGACAACCCUCGUCCUUGACGCCACUGGCCAUGCCAGAAAAUUGAUCCAGUUCGACAAAAAAUUUGACCCUGGCUACCAGGCUGCGUAUGGCUUACUUGCAGAGGUGGAGUCGCACCCCUUUGACCUGGACACCAUGGUGUUCAUGGACUGGAGGGAUGCCCACACAGAGAACCGGCCAGACAUGCGGGAUCGCAACAAGAAGGACCCAACCUUCAUGUACGCCAUGCCUUUUUCAGAGAAACUCAUUUUCCUUGAGGAGACGUCGCUGGUGGCGAGGCCGCCGAUCGCCUUUGACGAGCUGAAGAAGAGGUUCGAAGCCAGGGUGGAGUCGUUGGGAAUCAAGAUAACUCGUGUUGAGGAGGAGGAGUACUGUCUCAUACCAAUGGGCAGCGCUCUGCCUCAAAAGCCACAGAGAGUGUUAGGAAUAGGAGGCACUGCAGGCAUGGUGCAUCCAUCCACGGGGUACAUGAUAUCACGGAUGCUUGGGGUGGUCCCCACACUGGCAGACACAAUAGUGGACGAGCUGUCCACCCGACAAAAGGACUCAGAGCAAAAUGGGAGCCUUCAGGAGGUGACCGGCUUGGCAGAAAGAGUGUGGCAGAAAUUGUGGCCUGUUGAGCGCGUAAGGCAGAGAGAUUUCUUCUGCUUUGGAAUGGAAGUCACGCUGCAGCUGGAUUUGCAGCAAACCCGCGAAUUCUUUGGUGCCUUCUUUUCCCUCUCGGAGUUCCACUGGCAUGGCUUCCUGUCGGCGCGCCUUUCCUUCUCAGAGCUGCUGGUCUUUGGCCUCUCCUUGUUCGCCAACUCGACGAACGAAGCCCGGAUCAACCUCCUGCAAAAGGGCGCCCCAGGCCUGGCUGUGCUUCUAGCUAACCUGGCCAAGACCUUGGGUGAUUGA
Molecule: messenger RNA, 1569 nt
Organism: Ostreobium quekettii
Lineage: Eukaryota; Viridiplantae; Chlorophyta; Ulvophyceae; Bryopsidales; Ostreobiaceae
Source: the annotation of a GenBank genome assembly